This is a messenger RNA of Oncorhynchus nerka (sockeye salmon), 5967 nucleotides long. RefSeq names its product thromboxane A2 receptor (gene tbxa2r). The transcript is spliced from 3 exons. NCBI's taxonomy places the organism in Eukaryota, Metazoa, Chordata, Actinopteri, Salmoniformes, Salmonidae. Gene Ontology annotation, cellular component: plasma membrane. The coding region runs from base 402 to 1508 and encodes 368 amino acids. The record is from RefSeq and is a predicted model, not a curated record. Gene Ontology annotation, molecular function: thromboxane receptor activity. Gene Ontology annotation, biological process: adenylate cyclase-activating G protein-coupled receptor signaling pathway; positive regulation of vasoconstriction; positive regulation of blood pressure.
UCAGUGACAGGGAUCCCGUUUACUUCCAGGGACGAAAAAAUGUAACGUUUUAACUGCGGCAGAGAGGGAGUUCAGACUAUUUUUGCAUUGGCUUAUAUCAAUUGUGUAUAUUUUCAUAUACCGAUGUCACUCGUGAGGACAAUUACCGUAAGCCUACAGCUGUUACAACGUCAUUAAGAUAGUCUCGUGUGGACACGGUGGACUAGAGUCUACUAAACGGACCACGACCGAGGCGCGCGCACAGUAGCAGGCUGAAGACGCAGUCUACUUCGCCCUGAUGUUUGAGUGACUGAGUGACUGCUGUAAAAAGGAGGAAGAAUAAAGGCAACGGAAAUCUUAAAUGAACUAGUUCCUCCUCUUCUGAAGUGUUGGGAAUAGCCAAACUUCCUGCAGCCGCCACCAUGAACCUCUCCAACGAGACGACUCCACAGUGCUUCUCCAUCAACAAUCCCCCCUUCAACUUCUCCCACACCAUUGCUUCCGUCUACUUCUCCACUGUGUUCAGCCCUCUGGGCCUCACCUUCAACCUCAUCGCCUUUGUGGUCCUCCUCAAGUCCUUCCAGCGCACGCACAGCCGCUCGCGCUCCUCCUUUCUCGUCUUCCUCUGCGGCCUGGUGGUCACCGACUUCAUGGGCCUCCUGGUCACCGGCAUUAUCGUGAUCACCUUCCACUUCACCCAGUUCAACUGGCGCCGCCUGGACCCGCACUGCCACUUCUGCAACUACAUGGGCAUGUCCAUGGUCUUCUACGGCCUGUGCCCACUGCUGCUGGGCGCCACCAUGGCUGUGGAACGCUUCGUGGGCAUCAACCGGCCGUUCGCCCGCUCCACCAGCAUGAACAAGUCGCGGGCCGUGUGCAUAGUGCUGAUGGUGUGGGCGGUAGCGGGAUGCAUCUCACUACUGCCCCUGGUGGGUGUGGGGAGCUACCACAUGCAGAUACCAGGCUCCUGGUGCUUCUUCAACAUUAGCUCUAAGGCUAGCGACAUGGUCUUCUGUCUACUCUUCUCUCUGGUCGGGCUGCUGUCCAUAGCCGUGUCCUUCCUGCUCAACACGGUGAGCGUGGUGACCCUGGUCAAGGUGUGCUGCGGCCAGGACAGCAUGCAGCGUCGCCGCGACUACGAGGUGGAGAUGAUGGUGCAGCUCAUCUGGAUCAUGAUGAUCGCUACCAUCUGCUGGUGCCCCCUGCUGGUGUUUAUUGCGCAGACUGUGUUGUCAGAGAGCCCACUUCAGGUCCGCAACCUGCUGCUCUUCAUCCGUUUCGCCACCUGGAACCAGAUCCUGGACCCCUGGGUGUACAUCCUGUUUCGGCGCGCCGUCCUUAAGCGCCUCUACCCCAACUGGGACUGGUCCCGGGGCUCCAUAAGGACCCUGUACCCGGCCUCCUUCGUCGGCACCAUCCGCCGGUUCACCCGUUCUUCCCUGGGCGGUGAUGUCCUGGGGGGUGGCGAAAGGCGCGUGUCAGUCGAAACUCAGUCAUUUAACGUGAAGGCUCCACCUUCAUCGCCUUGACUGUUUCCUGUUGUUGUGCAUUGGUACUCCUCCUCGUCAGUGACAUUUUUAUUUAUAUGUUUUUUAGGUGCUGUUUAAACAGUUCUAAAAAGAGACUGAACAUGGAUACGGCUGUGGCAUUCCACUGAGCACAAACAGGUUGAAUAAACGUAUUGUGACGUGGAAUCUGUACAUUGGAAUUGAAAAAAUGUCAAAUGUUUUUUUCAACCACAACGUUAUGUUGUCAUUGUAACCAAUUUUCAACAUAGACAAACCUUGUAUGAAAUAUGUUGCAUUUGUAUCUUUGAAACAAUGGCAGAACUUCAACGUUAUAUCCACUAUCAGAAGAAGAAGAAGAAAAAAAACAGGCUGAGCAGCACCUCCUACUGGAGAGAGGAUCUAUCUACAACUAUACAUGUAGUUUCCCAUCCAGGGUUUCCACCAAGCUCAGCCCUACUUAGUUGUUACGUACUAUGUCACUGACUACUACCAAUGUGCUAUUGUGAGAAUGAUUAUUGAGAGAUCUCUUAAUAACUAAAUAUAUUCACUGUUGCUAUCAAAGUAUUUCCAAAGGGUAGGUUUUAACAGUGCAAAUGAAUUGUAACCAUACUUUAUAAGUCAUGUAUCAUCAAUUAUACUAUUUAGGCCUAUAUAGUAUUUGCCAAAGUCAUCAACAGCUAUUGUUUCAAUUCAACCAUGGUAAAAAAAUAUAUAGAAACUGGGUGGUUCGAGCCCUGAAUGCUGAUUGAUUGACAGCCGUGACCUUAUACCACGGGUAUGACAAAAUAUUCAUUUUAACUGCUUUAAUUACAUUGGCAACCAGUUUAUAAUCGCAAUAAGGCACCUCAGGGGUUUGUGGUAUAUGGCCAAUAUACCACGGCUUAGAGCUGUAUCCGGGCACACGUUGCGUGGUGUGUAAGAAUAGCCCUCGGGCUGUAUUGCUUAAAUAGACAAUACAUAUAGGCUUAGGGUUUCAAGCUUUGGUUCAUUUCAAAUGUACUCUUCAAGGUAAUUAUUAAUAUGUUGUAUUCAUGUUUCCAUCUCAACCAAAAAUGUAAGUUAAAGAAUAUGGACUAAAUUUAAAUCAAAGUUUAUUUAAUGUGCAUUUAAAGUUUGAUUUGAUUUAAUUUAGUCCUAUUCUUUAAGUUAGAUUUUUGUUUGAGAUGGAGACGUGAAUCCAACAAUUAAUUUGUAGACAAACUGAGUGUUGAAUUGGGUUUGACUGUCUACGCAGGUAAAUAUCACCAUAGAUAUUCUGUUUGGAAGAUAUAGUCCUGAAACAAAUCUUGGGUUGCUAGAGACGCGACCCAGUAGUUCAGUCUUUUUGUUCUGUAUCUAUGGACCCGUCCCAGUCAUUCAGUCUUUUUGUUCUUUAUCUAUGGACGCGUCCCAGUCAUUCAGUCUUUUUGUUCUGUAUCUAUGGACCCGUCCCAGUCAUUCAGUCUUUUUGUUCUGUAUCUAUGGACGCGUCCCAGUCAUUCAGUCUUUUUGUUCUGUAUCUAUGGACCCGUCCCAGUCAUUCAGUCUUUUUGUUCUGUAUCUAUGGACGCGUCCCAGUCAUUCAGUCUUUUUGUUCUGUAUCUAUGGACCCGUCCCAGUCAUUCAGUCUUUUUGUUCUGUAUCUAUGGACGCGACCCAGUCAUUCAGUCUUUUUGUUCUGUAUCUAUGGACGCGACCCAGUCAUUCAGUCUUUUUGUUCUGUAUCUAUGGACGCGACCCAGUCAUUCAGUCUUUUUGUUCUGUAUCUAUGGACCCGUCCCAGUCAUUCAGUCUUUUUGUUCUGUAUCUAUGGACGCGACCCAGUCAUUCAGUCUUUUUGUUCUGUAUCUAUGGACGCGACCCAGUCAUUCAGUCUUUUUGUUCUGUAUCUAUGGACCCGUCCCAGUCUUUUUGUUCUGUAUCUAUGGACGCGACCCAGUCAUUUGUUCUAUACCCAUACUGGCUGACAAUGUUCUUAUCCCUGGCUCGCUAGCUAGCCAACUACGUCUAACUUACAGUUACGUCAAAAAGUGCAGCCAGAAUAACAGCAAAGUAGCUUUAUUUGCGUUUGUUUAAGCUGUUUUCUAGUGACAUUUAUUUGGAUACAGUACAUCCAUAACAAUAAGCUGGUGAGGCGAGAUUUCGCCUGGCAUAGAAAAUGUGGUCACUCGUCAGGACACUGUUGUUCAGAGGAGCUAGCCAACAACACAGCUACAGUAAUACAAUCACUUCAAACUGAAGCUGGAAAGACUGCAAAUGAGCUGUGUUUCAUUUGACCUUUUUUCAAUUGAAUUUUUUUUUGUAUCCAUAAAAAUGAUGCCAUCUGAAUUAUGAUUUAGACUGACUGAGAAACGCUGCCUGCCUUUCUGUCUCGUCCAGACUCAUGACAUGUUCAUUACUAUGGGGCAGCUGGUGAAAUCGAAUUUGAAUAUUGAAACAAUGUUGCGAAUGUCGGAGAGACUGACAGCAAGGUUUAUACAAAUCUCCGCUGUUGAAAACUACAUUUUAGUCUAAAAGACAUUAGAUAAUAUCUAGAUGCUUUUUAUAGUGGAGAUCAAGUGUAUAAAGUGCCUGGCUGGGCUGAUGAGACAGUGGAUUGCGCAGUCAGAUGGAAAAAAGUAAACAGGCAUUUUAACGUCAUAGAUUUAGCCGGUGGCAAUUUGUGGAAUAGACACCAACUGGAAUGCGAUUUUAACCAAUCAGCAUUCAGGAUUAGACCCACCCAUUGUAAAAUACUUUGUAGAAGCACCUUUGGCAGUGAUUACAGCUGCACUUUAGUUUCUAGGCCCAACUGUUCGGACGCUACAGACAUUUUCGUGAGAAGACCGAUUUUCUGACAAACACAGCUGUAGCUCGGCCACUUUCCAACACCGGUGAGGAAGUCCGACAGAGGUGGAUGCGUUGGAUUAAGACACAUCCGUAAUCAUAGAAAGCGUGCAUGUUCGACAUAGCAUUCAAAGAUCGCAGGUCUGUGGAGAUCUUCCCAAUUGCUAUAUUAAUCUGCGCAGAAUCUCAAACAGCAUUGAUCACUUGCACCAUGCUCUUUUAAUGUAAUCUCAACUACAAUCCAGGUCAUUUGGUUGUGCUAUUAGAUAAAGCACAUUGAUAAAACAUUUCAGUAGUUGUAUAAAUACUAAAUGUCUGACAUUGUAUUCCCAUUUGAACAUUGUUGUGCUUCUAAAUGGUUCAAAGUGCUGUGAAAACACAUUUAGAUGACAGAUAAACCAGAAAUCAGACAGUUUUUCCAAUGGAAUUUGGUUGUGCUUUUAGAUGGUUGAACACAUAGUGAAAACACAUUGGGAAUUAAACACACUUCUGGCUGUCUUUUAGAGUGGGUCCGUAAAGGUUGAAAUCUCAUUGAUCAACGUCUCAACCAAAUAUUACCAAAAAUGUCCAAGUUGAAAUGGCACGGUGUGCCCAGUGGGAUGGCAUUGGAGCUGAGAGCUGGUUAUUCCUGUGCCCUGAGCACAUGAUGUUGCCAGUGGGGUGAUAUUGUGUGGUGGUAUUCAGCAUUGUUUAGUAGAGACCAAGGAAAUGUAAUUAGAGCCUGACAGCAGCAUCUGGUUUAGAUUUAGACUGUGUGACGUAUCGCUGUGCUCAUCAGUCACACAUAAAAAUGGACAAAUGAAGUCCCUUCCUACACCAGAGUUUAUAUUGAAGGAUGCACUUCCUUAUCAGAUUCCAUGCCAAAGACCACCGGUCAUGGUGUGUACGUGACUAUCUGACUUAAUUUUUAUGUGUUCAUGUGAAAGUGUCACUGUGGUUAAGUGUAUGCUUAUGUGUGUGUGUACUAACUUUCUCCUGUUGCUAUGCAGCAGCUUCACCUGACAUUAAUCAACCACAUGUAUUCAUCACCAAAAGGACAACUGUCAUCGGCUCUGUUGAGGUAUCUAGCCUCCGCUGGCACAGUGCCCUUCGUUGGUUGGCCGACUGCCCUAUCUCCCUGUCUGCUUUUUGAAUCCUAUGACCCUCUGUUCUGUCCUCAUGUUCAACUAUGGUUGAGUUUUAUACCAGUGACGCAUGGAUGGGCCAAAGAAGAGGUGUUACUAUGUCGUUUUAUGUAUACACUUCCUAUGAAAGAUGAGAGAUGGUCCCUGAUGAUAUGGACAGGAAUUCAUCAAUACGUUAAUCAUCCGCAUGUACACCGGUAUACUCUUCUUUUUUAAACAGUGUUACAAAUUCAAGUGAUCAAGUUUCAAAGUCAACCCAAAGCUAGGAAAAGUGUUAGACUGUUUAAUGUGUUAAAGACUGUGAAAUGAUGGUGAGGAAGAAUGCAUGUCAUGUUGCAUGUUAGUUCACUAUGUAUGUGUAUAAUGUGUCUUCUAUUUUUUGAAGGAAAACCGAUGAAACGAUGUAAUGUCUGGCUGUGUGGGGUUUGAUGUAUGCUAUGAUGACACAGGUGUCUGAGCAUGUACAAUGCAGAUGUAACAUGUAUACAGUCGGUGGAAGUUGGUAUGUAUUUUCUCCCAGGGGAAAUAAAAGCUGAAAGGUUUAACUAAAA